AUGCGCCUUGCCUCCUCCUCAUCAGACCCAGAUUAUCAGAAACAGCUUGCAGAGUUUAGCAAGUGGAUCUUAGAUGUUGGAGAAGGGAAGAUACCUUCCGUAGCCAGGGAAGGUGAGACUGAACCUUCAUGGAUUAAGAUACCUACAGAAUUGCUUUUACUAACCGAAGGAGACAAGCUCUCAUGUAUAGUUAAUGCCAUUUAUCCAGAGCUAAAAACACGGUACCAUGAUGCUUCAUAUCUCAGUGAAAGGGCCAUACUCACUCCAACGAAUGAGUUAACUGAUUCCAUAAAUGAUCACAUCGUCUCACAGUUGCCAGGAUCAGAGAGGGAAUAUCUUAGUUCUGAUAGCAUAGCAAAAUCGGUUGGCCCAAAUGAAACCUAUGAUCUGUUAUAUCCUGUUGAAUUUCUAAACUCAAUUAAUGGAAACAACUUUCCUCAGCAUCGGCUGGUACUCAAAAAAGGGGUCCCCGGCCCAAUGCUCCUCCGGAACCUCAACCAAUCGGAUGGUCUUUGCAAUGGCACGAGGUUGAUUAUAGUUUCGUUAGGACAGAUGGUGAUAGAGGCCAAAAUAAUGAUCGGGAACCACUCUGGACAAGAUGUUAUCAUUCCAUGGAUUACUCUCACCUUAAAAAAUAAUAAGUGGCCAUUUGUCCUUCAAAGGCGGCAGUACCCAAUUAAGGUAUGUUAUGGCAUGACGAUUAACAAGAGCCAGGGUCAGACCUUGUCAGCUGUUGGUGUUUACCUCAGGAGGCCUGUUUUUUCACAUGUGGCUGCUGCAAAGCCAACUUACAAGCCCUUCGAUGCCCAGCUCAUGAUAGAAUUCUCAGAAUACACUUCGAUCCGCACAACCCAAAAUCCACCGAACACGUUUCCAGCCUACGUCUACAAACUCACUCCAUUUACCAGAAUAAUUCCUGCAGAUGGCCUAGUUAGUGCAUACACAGAUGUCCUGGGUUACAUUACAAAGUAUACUUCGCUGUCAUCUAUAGUUCCAAGAGGCAAAGAAAGAGGAAGUAUCCUUAGAGAAGUCUUCAUAAAAGAUAUGAGUGACAAUGAACUCAGGAUAACCUUGUGGGGUGACCAGGCAAUAAAUUUCACGGUUGAACAUCUAAACACCCAGGAUAAUCCCAAGGUGGUUGUGGGUCUCUUUGUUGGCUGCAUGCCAAGGAAAUGGUUCAAGGACCAACCCAUUUACAUAGAGCGCCCUCCGCCAUCUGAAGAACAGGGAUGCAAGAAAAAAUCCAAUCCACAGCCUGCUGGUGGGUACAAAUGCACAAAAUGCCAUGGCUCAGCCACCACGCCUAGGUACUUGCUAUCUUUCGUUGCUAGAGACGACACUGCCGAAGCAAACUUCUUUGCAUAUGAUGACAUAGCGAAGCAAAUUAUUCAGAAGGAAUGCAAAUAUGUUCUGAACCCAUUGAACAUAGCAGCUGGUUUGCCUCAGGCCCUCCAGUCCGUUAUUACCAAGAGGUUUAUUUUUUCCGUUGCCCUAACAGAAGACUCAUAUACCUCUAAAGCAAAGAGGCAGUAUCUGGUCAAAGCCAUUUUGGAUAGACCAGGCAGGCGUGCCGCACCAAUCAAUGCUGUCUCCCCCACAGCGGCUCCAUGGCUUCUUCCAGCCCCGGCAGCUAUCCCUGUUGCUGAUACACCGGAUAAACAGCUACUCCCAGCUCCGGCGACCACCGCCGUGUAUCCACCAAGUACCCCUAACAUUCUGCAGAGUGCGCCACCUCAACCAGAAGCUUUGUCCAUUGAUGGUGGAACUUCAUCGGUAAACCAGAUUUCCGCCUCUAAAUUGUUUAUAAUUCGUUUCAAGUUUCGGCAACUGCACAGACAUAUUUCCUCGCUUCAUGCACAGACACCUGCUCUAGCAGAUGACCCAGACAAUACACCCCUAAAGGAUCUUCUUACCAAGUAA
Messenger RNA from Miscanthus lutarioriparius, 1920 nucleotides. The record is from the annotation of a GenBank genome assembly. NCBI's taxonomy places the organism in Eukaryota, Viridiplantae, Streptophyta, Magnoliopsida, Poales, Poaceae.